GUGACUGGAUAGAUUUUUGCCAUAAUGGAGCUUGUAGGCUCUACCUUGACGGCUACAUAUGCCCAUCCAAGACCAACACCAUCCAAUUUUCUGCCAGCCAUCAGCACCAUGGCAUCAAGUUAUAAGAAUCGAUUCCCUCAUUAUUCCUUAACCCACAGCCUGAGCCUUCCUUGGAGACCUAGUACCUACUAUAAAGUUGCUGCUAUCACUCCGACUUUGGCACCUUUUCCCAAGAGUUCUCUGGGGCUGACACCAAGCAACAUGCUCCCCUUUGUGUCCAACCGAACAGCACUCUUUACUAGGUACUCUCCUGAUGACUGGUACAGAUCAAACCUGACAAACUACAAGGAAUCAGAAGCAUCACGGUAUAACGCUGAGAGGAUGAGAGUGGAUACUUCCCGGAUGAUCCAGGAUAAGGAUCAACAGACCAGGAAAACCCAAACGGAAACGACAAAAAAUGUAGGAGAGCGAGUCAAUGAUAUUGUAUUUUGGAAAACAGAGCUCAACCAUGAAAUAGAUGGAAUGAUUGGAGAGACAAAUGCUCUUACAGAGAUGAAGAAACGCCUAGAAAGAGCAUUGGUAGAAACUGAAGGGCCCCUUCAGGUAGCCCAGGAAUGCCUCCUUCACCGAGAGAAGAGAAUGGGCAUUGAUCUUGUUCAUGAUGAUGUGGAAAAACAACUGCUGACAGAGGUUGAUGUCAUCCAUUCAUGCCAAGAGAGAAUGAGAAGACACUUGGAUAAGGCAAUGGCUCAGCUUGCAUCUGAUAGGUCAGCCCAACAUGAGCUGGAGAAAGACUUGAGUGACAAGCAAUCAGCUCACCGAAUUGAUGACAAAUGUCACCAUCUCAGGAACACAUCUGAUGGCAUCAGCUAUUUUCGAGGUGUGGAGCGGCUUGAUGCUACGAUUUCAGUGCCAGAAUCCUGGGCCAAAUUUACUGAUGAUAACGUUCUGCGCUCCCAGAAUGAACGGGCUGCCUCUUCCAAGCUCAGGGAUGAUAUUGAAACUUUGCUUGUGGUGACUGCCAAUGAGAUGUGGAACCAAUUCAACAGAGCAAAUGUUGCCUUUACCAACCGCAUCUCUGAAACUGCUGAUGCCAAAAAUAAGAUUCAGGCCCAUCUGGCUAAGACUCUUCAGGAAAUCUUUGAUACAGAGAUGUCCAUAGAAGCAAUUCGGAAGGCUAUUCGGGAAAAAGGGCCUCCCUUGAAAGUUGCCCAGACUCGCCUGGAUGAGCGCACACGGAGACCUAAUGUAGAACUUUGCCGAGAUUCUGCCCAGUUACGCCUUGUUAAUGAGGUCUAUGAAAUAGAUGAUACAAUCCAAGGACUGCAACAGAGGCUGAGAGAUGCAGAAGAUAUCCUCCAGACACUAGUUCACACCAAAGCCAACCUGGAACAUGACCUUGCUGUCAAAGCCAACUCACUUUUCAUUGACCAGGAGAAGUGUAUGGGGAUGAGGAAGACUUUCCCUAACACACUGAGGCUGGUGGGAUACAUAUAGGUGGGUGCUAACUUCAGAGAAAUAAGGACCUGAUUUAGUAAUAAAGUGUGUCUAGGGGAGGUUUGCUUUGUUGCACUUUUAUGAAGUUUUUAUUUUUGAAGACAUGGUUAUAUUUUCAUAUAUUAAAGAAUUC
Molecule: messenger RNA, 1630 nt
Organism: Candoia aspera
Lineage: Eukaryota; Metazoa; Chordata; Lepidosauria; Squamata; Candoiidae
Gene: TEKT3
Product: tektin 3
Exons: 7
Coding region: 25-1497 (490 amino acids)
Biological process (GO): cilium movement involved in cell motility; cilium assembly
Cellular component (GO): sperm flagellum; microtubule cytoskeleton; nucleus
Source: RefSeq, a predicted model, not a curated record